Molecule: messenger RNA, 6647 nt
Organism: Xenopus laevis (African clawed frog)
Lineage: Eukaryota; Metazoa; Chordata; Amphibia; Anura; Pipidae
Gene: neurl1.L
Product: neuralized E3 ubiquitin protein ligase 1 L homeolog
Exons: 6
Coding region: 138-1883 (581 amino acids)
Biological process (GO): animal gross anatomical part developmental process; regulation of cell communication; regulation of signaling
Cellular component (GO): perinuclear region of cytoplasm; dendrite; plasma membrane
Molecular function (GO): ubiquitin protein ligase activity
Source: RefSeq, a predicted model, not a curated record
AGUGGGGGUCGGGGGAAUAGUAGCUGACAGAAUAAGCCUGGAGAUUUGCAGCAAUCUGACAGUGUGAGUCCAUACUCCUCUCUGAGCUGCUGCUACUGCUUUUCUCCCUAUUGAUUCUCUGGCUUCUUCUGGAUGCCAUGGGUAACAGCCUGUCCAGCAGCACCCCUUCCUUUCCCAGGGGGAGCCACAACAGGAUGCACAGGGGCCACCACCAGCUGCACCACCAUCAUUACCACCACCAUCCCAAAGAUUCUAUAGGUGGGACAUUUCCAUCCUCCUCCCAUCGAUGUCAUCACAAGCAGAAACAUUGCAUGCCAAUGGCACAAUGCGGGGGCCUAGUCAUCACUCCUCUCCUUUUCCACCCGCAUGCCAAGGGAUCGCAGAUCAUCAUGGACACUUCUCAAAAGGCAGUGAAGAGGCAGGCCAGUUUUUGUAAUGCCAUCACCUUCAGUAACCGGCCUGUCGUCAUCCAUGAGCAAGUCAGGCUUAAGAUCACUAAGAAGCAAUGUUGCUGGAGCGGAGCACUGAGACUUGGUUUCACCUCCAAGGAUCCAUCAAGGAUCAACCCGGAUACCUUGCCAAAGUACGCUUGUCCUGACCUGGUUUCCCAAAGUGGAUUCUGGGCUAAGGCAUUGCCAGAAGAGUUUGCAAAUGAAGGGAACAUCAUAGCCUUCUGGGUAGAUAAAAAGGGCCGAGUAUUUUACCGAGUUAAUGACUCUGGAUCAAUGUUGUUCUUCAGUGGAGUAAGGAUCACGGAACCGCUCUGGGCGCUGAUUGAUGUUUAUGGGCUGACCCGUGGAGUGGAAUUGUUAGAUAGUGAAAUCAUCCCACCAGACUGCUCUCGGCCCCGAUCUUUCACUUCUAUCCCAAGGCCAUCCCUACGGCGAGAGACAGAAGACACACGCUUGUCCGUCAGUUUGUGUGACUUGAACUUGCAGGAAGAAAACUAUCAAACCAUUUCAACAAUGUGUCCUAUCCCUCAAAACUCUCUGAAUUCACAGCAUUCCCACUUGCUCCCAUCACAGCUGGAAAGUGAUCUCCGGUUCCAUCAGCUCCGAGGAGCCCAUAUCAAGACUUUAGAUGAUCAAACAGUUGCAAGGCUGGAACAUGCUCGUGAAGAGAGGACUUUGGUAUUCACCAACAGACCCCUUAGAAUCAAUGAAACAAUCUUUGUCAAAAUCAACAAAUCAAAUUCUUCAAGGUCUGGAACAUUAUCAUAUGGCGUGACAUCUUGUGACCCCAGCACAUUGAGACCUAGUGACCUUCCAUAUAAUCCAGAGUCUCUGGUUGACCGGAAAGAGUUCUGGGCUGUGUGUAGAGUACUGGCAUCCCUCCAAAGUGGAGAUAUUUUAGGAUUUGUAAUCAAUGCAGAAGGUGAACUACAUUUGAGCCACAAUGGUACUAGCACUGGCAUGCAAGUGUGUGUGGACUGUUCUCAGCCCCUUUGGAUGUUCUUUGGUCUACAUGGAGCCAUCAUGCAAAUCCGCAUUUUGGGUUCCACUAUCUCAACUGAACAUCGAGAACCAUCAGCUCCAAGCUCUCCCACUUCAGCUCCGAACAGUCCCACUGUGCCAUGCAGCGCCAUUUCUGAUUCCAUCAUGAACUCAUGUGUAUCUGCACCUCUGGGCAGCUCCAUAAACAUUACAGCACCAAACUCUCCGGUGAGCAUGCCAGAGUCGCCCCUUUCUCCAUCGCUCUCAGGGUCCUGGAGUGACGAGUGUACUAUCUGCUAUGAGAACUUGGUGGACACUGUUAUCUACUCCUGUGGGCACAUGUGCUUGUGUUACACCUGCGGCCUGAAGCUCAAGAAGAUGAACAAUGCAUGUUGCCCUAUUUGUAGGCGUCUCAUCAAAGACAUCAUUAAAACAUAUCGGAGCAGUUAAAGACGAGUUUUCGGAAUGGGAAAAGGAACCUCUUUUUCUGCUGAAGAUAUUUUUCUGUCCAGUGGUACUCAACAAUCUUCUUAGGAUCCUUUGAGGAAGUUAGAGGUGCUUAGAUUUAGAGUCCAUGUGUUUCCGCUCUAAAGUCAGCGAUUGUGGAUAACAAGAUAUCAGGGAAGCAUAGUCUUGUGGUCAUUUAAUAUUCUUUUCAAUGUAAAGGAAAUUCCAUAAACAUCUCCUUGAGAAACUUAUUCCGUGGCUGUUCUGAUUCAGUUCUGACAUGAAGAAGAACGUUGGGUCCACCCACAAGCUUGACUGUAGCAAGUAAAGCAAUAUUACCACCUGCUAAUACCUGAACCUUUAUUGAGAGGUGAAAAGGGAGUCGGAAAGAGUUUCUGCACUUGUCCGCAGCCAUCUUUGUUAGCCACCAAGGCACAUGCCAAUGCGGAUUUUGCAUUGUUUUCAAAGCAGGUAAAACAUACAAGGGGCCGUAUGGCUGUCACAUUAUCCAUGCUGAAUUGUUUUUAAUUCCUAAAUUGUUUCCCCAAACUAAUGAUACGCUUUGGGGUUGGAUGAAAAGCUGAGAUUUUACUGCCGCUUAUUUUCACGAUGUGCCGGAGCCUCCAACAUGUUAUCCCUUGACUAAAGGAGAUGCUCUUUCUAAUGCAUUAUAUAACUUUGUUUUUGGAUAUACUGUAUAAUCUCUAUCAUGUGGUUUAAGAAUGCACAGUGUGAGCGUGGGCAUUGUGACUUCAUUAAAGCCGGAGAACAGUAACGGCUCUUUCAUGUAAGGAAGAGAUAAAUGGGUCUGAAGCUGAACAUCAGGCAUUUGCCUUUAUAAUGCACUCUUAAUUCAACCUUUUCUAGGAAUUAUUUUAUUUAAAUUCAGAAUGAGCAGUAAUAUGUCAUUAUUUUCAUUGUAAAGAAUUGUUAUUUUGAGCGUUGUCGUGUCAGUAGAGGCCAGGCCCCCUGAAUAGACAUAUCAAAACAAGGAACGAUGCACCUCCCUCCUAGACCAAUAGCAGUGAUGUACUGUAACUGGACCCAACAGCAGAAAAAUAUUCGGGGCCCCCAAUGGUGGUGACCUUUUCCACCCCGUUUGCUUGCAGCACAGACAGCACUGGGAGAAAAAACGGGACAGGCACUGCAGAAUAUAGGGUGGAAGAGAGGUCUAGGUCCUUCUUUCCGGGUAGUAAAAGAGUUCCAAAAGAAGAGAGACCAAACUAGCACUGUCCUUUUGUCAUCGGAUAUCGUAAACCUUGACUAUCCAGCCAACAUUAGGCUCAGUGCACACGUUAUUUUCAAUGCCAGCAGAAUGAAACUAUAAUGGACUAUAAUGGAAACCCAACCGACUCUGCUGCUACAGGCAGAUUUCAGUUAUAUGCAGUCAAGCGGCACGACCGGGUUCAAUUGGAAAAACACAGGCAGAGAAAUGAUGUAAAAAAAAAAAAAAAAAACCUUUGCUGAUAAUGAGAAAUCCAAAGAGAGCCAGGAGGCUACUGUGAGCUGUAGUCCAACAGCUGGAAGGUUACAGGGUUUACAUCAAUGUUUUUUUCUGUAUUCAGAUAAGUGCCCCAACCAUCCUGUGUCAGCCAGGGCCUUUUUUCCCCUAACCUUUUCCCUGUGGGACAUUCAAGUCAAUCAAUAAGUCAUGAUUCCUGGAAAGACCAGUUAUUGCUCUGAGAAAGCUUCAGUGUAUGCGUGUGGACAUGAAUGAUACAUUAUUGUAUGUGCGCGAGUGUGAUCUGAAUCCUAUUUCAUUAGAUAAAUUGUGAUGUGUUUGUAUAUUAUCUGUAUAUGUCAGGACCCCCUUGUGACCCUCCCCACAUCCCCAAUGCAGAUCUACCAUUUUAUCAGCAGAUGGAGCAUGUGGGUAACUGUACAACUGGAGUGCACUGUAACAUACAGUAAAUCCAUAGAUGUAAUUUGUAUCUGACCUACACAUUAUUAUUCUUUGCUCUCCACCCUAGUUAUGGUGCUUCAGUAGGUGGCACUUCUGCUUUGGAAUGUUGAGGUCCCAGGUUUGGUUGUGCACAAUCUGCAGGGAGUUUGUAUGUUCUGUCUGUAAGGGUUUCCCCUGGGUACCAGGGCUACUGUACCUUUCCAAAAACAUAUUGGCUCCUGAUAAAAUUAACCAUAGUGUGUGUGUAAUAGGGACCUUAGAUUAUAAACUCCACUGGGGCAGGGACUGAUGUAUACAGUAAAUGUGUUGGCACUGCAAACCAGUUGCUGGAAAAUCCCCAUCUGUUUCAUUGGCCUGGUCCAUAAUCCCCCCAUCAGAAGACUCCCCUCUCCGCCUGUCAUCAGUCACAACGAUAGGAGCUAUAACAGACGGCCUCCAUGCCAAAAAGUGUGCAGCUCCACCUGUCACCACUUUGCCAUCAAAGAAAGGCAAUUUGUUGUAUGGAGAGCUGCUCUUUGUUGGUGUCCUGACCUGACCCGGCAUGAAUCCUGUUUUCAAUUAACUGGACCCCGGGGAGCUUCCCUGCUGAUACUUUAAUGACCUGACCAAUGUUAUUAAAGGCUAAUUUAGCUUCCAAAAAACUUUUUUUUUCACUUUGAUUCUUUUCAGAUAACAAACCAGCAAUAGUUUCUUCCCGAUUUUUUUUUUAAACAAUUUUCUGUUUUAAAAUUAAUUUGCUUAAUUUUCGACUAUAUCUGGCUUUUCCUAGUACAGCUCCAUAAUCCAGGCUGCCGGUGCUCUAAAUGGCUACAAUUAGUUGAUACAGAUGAAGCCAUCGGUAUUUUACAUUUUGUCGCACCCUGUCUUUAUAUGGUGCUAAAUCCUGCCUCUAGAUGGUGCUAGAGUGCAAUUCCCAUAGUCCAUUAGAAGCAAUGCACCGAAAAAAUUGAUUGAACUCCAGCACCAUCUAGAGGCGGGAUUGGCAGCUCUAAAGCUGGCAAUCAAGUCAUUAUAAGCAUUUCUGAAACUCUUGCCCACUAGGAGAAAAAACCAUUCCAGUUCUGAUCAUUUUCCACCCAAUGUUUGACAAAUACAACUGAAGAGCUUCUUUGACCUUUUACAAAUUUCUUGUUGUUUGUUUUGAUUACUGAGGCCUACAAGUCCUUGGAAAAGACUUUAUUUAUGAUAUUCUGUUGUGUUGAACAGCCCUGUCAGUUACAAUGCAGUUCCUUGGCCUGUGUGCGCAGUCAUGUGACCAAUGCAAAAAGGGGAAAAAAUGUUUUGGCUGAGAUUAGUGUUAGAUACUCAGCAAAUUGAUUUCAGAUGGACCACAAAGUGGUAACAGGAGUGUAACUAGAAGCUAGUAGCCAUUUCAUGAGCCCAUGGCAAAAGCUUUGACCUUCAAGAGGGAGCCAAAGGGUGGACCUUUAAGGGGAGUCUUGGAUGGGGACCUUCAAUUGGGGCUUAAACUGAAAAUGUUUGACAAUCACUGCCCUAAUUCAUGCUGAGUUGAGCGAUGUUGGAAAGCUCCACAUAUAUCUAUAAAUAUAAGAGCAUGAAGAUCCUGUGUGCACAAGCUGCUGAGUGCACAAAAGAGAGAAGGGAGAUUCUGUGCUCACAAUGCAGAAGAAAAAGAAAUUAUAAAUGAUGGUCGGACCUUGGCCCACUGUGGCUGCCACCUCAGGGGCUCCCACACCCCCUCAGGAGCCCACCAGGCAGCACCCGAUGCCCCAACUCUCUUCUACCUUCACACACGUACCUUUAACUUCUGUCCUUAGAGGCUGCGACCAGGGGAGGUCUUGGUGAGCAAGACAAUUGCACACAGUCUUCAGCAGGUUAUGGUUCUGGAUUUCGAGGGCCCACGAGGACAGUUAUUUCCCUGUGGCCCACCGGCCCCUGAUAAAUGAGAAAUUUGCCCUUUAAUAAACCUUGUGAGCUAAGGGUUGUCGUAUGCACAUCACAGUGAGAAAAAGAAAUACAAAGCCUUGAAGGAGAUUAUGCUGGAACAGAAGUCUUUAGGCCUUCCAAUGAGAAUUACCAUUAUAAACAUGGUUUUUGUCUCGUUCCACAUCUGAUAUCCUGUGUUUGUUGCUCGGACGUGUAAUGAGCCAUUUGUAAAGGCGUAAUUAUUAGCAUUGUUGCUUUCUCACAUCUGGUUUUACUUGAGCGCCGGCGAUUCCAAUAAUCCAGUUUCGGGAUAUGCUCGGGAAACAAACAAAUGGCUCCAUUAAAAUUAUAUCACACUGCCCAACACAAAUACGGCUUGUGCUUCUCUUGCCAAGCCCACGUUUAUUUUCAUAGGGUGAUGCAUAGAAGAUUCUGUUCAAUGGACAAGUCACAUGGUAAUGGAAAUCUGUAGAACCCAACGGCACAAAUUGUGCUCACGUUCUCAUGAGUUGCUGAUGAGAAACAUGAGGCCAAUGAUUAGAUCCAGACCAGGACCAGGACCCUCAGUCUCAGUGCUCCUGGUUAUUAUGUCUAAGGAACUGUAAUGUCAUGAGUUUGAUUGGUCGUUUCAAUCCUCUACCAAUGCAAUGAUCAUUUUCUGUAAAUACAGUCCUAUCUUGUUUCUAGCCGUGGACCAAUCUUUAGGCGUUAUCCAGUGGUGCGGUCUCUUUUUAGCGUGUGGACUGGAGAUCUUUUUUUGUGGUGUAUCCUUUCUUGUGCAGAUUAUAGCCAUAAACAAGGGUUCUUGUUCUUCAUUUCUAUUUCCUUUGAAUGCGUGUCCAUGAAUGUUUUAUUUUGUUUUCUUUUGGUUCUGCCUAUUUAUUACUAUGAUGUUGUUUUUUUUUUUUGGAAGUUCUAUGACAUUGUAAGGAUCUAGAUGAAAAAAUGUGAAUGUGAAUAAAAAGCCUUUAAAUAAU